GUCUAAAGUUUACACCAAAUAAGUCUUCUUUAAUUUUGCUCAAAACGGUGAACACUUGAAAAAGUUGGAAAUUUCCAUUUCCAUUUCUCUAUCCAAAUCUCCAUCUCUUUUCUCAAUAUAUUCCUCCAAAAAACCCACCAAUUUUCAUGCAUAAACACAGCUAAACCAAAUUCCCACUAAAAGAAAAAAUCUUCAGUUAAUUGCUUAUUGAUGGCGAUAAAGUGCAUUGCCAGGUUAAGGUCACGCCGGGUGGUUCAAGACCAACUGCAAACCCCCAAUGAAGUGGAGGCUGAGGGUGGUUGCUGCUGGGCUAACCUGCCUCAAGAAUUAUUAUGGGAAGUUCUUUUAAUGAUUGAAGAAACCGAAAGUAUUUGGCCUCAAAGGAAAAAUGUGGUGGCUUGUGCUGGUGUUUGCAGGAGUUGGAGGUUUAUUAUUCAACAGAUUGUUAAACUUCCUCAACUUUCUGGGAAAUUGACUUUCCCCAUCUCUGUUAAACAGCCUGGUCCAAAGGAUUCUCUCCUACAGUGCUUCAUAAAGAGAAACCGAUCUACCCAAACAUAUUACCUUUACCUUGGUUUAACUAAUUCAGCGCUAUCCGAUGGCGGGAAGUUCCUUCUUGCUGCUCGCAAGUGUAGACGUCCAACCUGCACAGAUUAUAUCAUCUCUUUACAGGCCGAGGAUUUCUCGAAGGGGACAAAUACUUAUGCUGGGAGAUUAAGAUCAAAUUUUUUAGGGACCAAGUUCACUGUCUUUGAUGGACAGUCUCCUCAAGCUGGUGCAAAGAUGGGUAAAAGUAGGUCCUCUAGGCUAGCAAAUUUGAGACAAGUUUCGCCUUCUAGCAACUACCCCAUGGCUCACAUUUCAUAUGAAUUGAAUUUGUUAGGUUCAAGGGGCCCAAGGAGAAUGCAGUGUAAUAUGAACACCAUCCCAGCAACUUCAAUAGCACCAGGAGGAUUAGACCCCACCACCCAAGCUGAGUUGAACCCAUAUCAAUCAACCCCAACUAGCUUUCUUUCGAAAUCAGCUAGCAUGGAGAAUUCUGUAUCUGAUCAAAAGAAUGGUGGACUAGUGUUGAUAAAUAAGGCUCCAAGGUGGCAUGAGCAACUCCAGUGUUGGUGCUUGAACUUCCAUGGACGAGUCACAAUUGCUUCAGUGAAAAACUUUCAGUUGGUGGCUUCACCAGAGAACGAACCGGGAGGGCCAGAACAUGAGAAGAUCAUCCUCCAGUUUGGGAAAGUGGGUAAGGAUUUAUUUACCAUGGAUUAUCGGUAUCCGAUCUCGGCAUUCCAAGCCUUUGCUAUCUGCCUCAGCAGCUUUGAGACUAGAAUUGCUUGUGAAUAAAAAUUAUGUAGGAGAUCAUGAACAGGGAUUGUAUUUAAUUACUUUAGAAAAAACGAGUAAACCCGUUUUCCAUUCCCAGCAUAACUUUUCAUCUGCUCUA
Gossypium raimondii (Peruvian cotton) is the source of this 1441-nucleotide messenger RNA. RefSeq names its product tubby-like F-box protein 3. The coding region runs from base 211 to 1341 and encodes 376 amino acids. Lineage: Eukaryota; Viridiplantae; Streptophyta; Magnoliopsida; Malvales; Malvaceae. The transcript has 5 exons. The record is from RefSeq and is a predicted model, not a curated record. Gene Ontology annotation, molecular function: protein binding.